Molecule: messenger RNA, 129 nt
Organism: Anisakis simplex (herring worm)
Lineage: Eukaryota; Metazoa; Nematoda; Chromadorea; Rhabditida; Anisakidae
Source: the annotation of a GenBank genome assembly
CACAAAGGACAGAAUUUUACGCAAAUGAAUGAUGCAAAAUUGGAGCGUUUAAGAGGACGUUACGAGUAUGUUCGCGCUGCCGUGAAUAGUCGAAGCGUUGAAGUGCCUAGAGAGACAACGGAUUCGUGA